AUGUACUUGAAGAAGGAGGUCAUUAAUCAAUUACAAAAAAUUCUCAGAGAAGGAAAACUGUAUUCUAUAUCUCGAUUCACGGUAGUUCCGAAUAUUGGUGCAGCAAAAGUUGUAAAGCAUCGAUAUAAGUUGCUUUUUCGGUUUGACACGGAGGUUAUUCCAAUUUCAGAUGUUGAGUUUCCAGAGGCUUCAUAUUCAUUAGAGACUGUUGAAAGUGUUGUUCAGAUGGGACAAGAUUUAGUAUACUUGAUCGAUGUCAUGGGUUUUCUGAUAAGUGUUCGUGACUAUUCUGAUGUUGAACUUGACGAUGGGAAAAAGUUUAAAUUAGUUCUCAUCCAGUUGUAUUCAAAUGGCUCUUAUCUUACCUAUAAUUUAUUUGGAGAUUUUUUAACAAAGAUGCGGUUGGCUCUUAUGAAUGCUGUCUCGCAACUGCCAAUCAUUUUACUCCAAUCUGUCAAGGUCAAGAUUUAUGAAGGAAAAGUUAUAGUUCAAAAUGUAAUAGAUUGUAGCAAAAUCAUGAUCAAUCCUGAUAUUUCAGAGGCUGUAUGCUUUAUUACUAGAUUGAAUUCUUCGGAGUCAUAUUUCAUUGACUCUAUCACAUUUGGUAAUAGAUUUAUUGUUACUGAUGUCGAUGAUGAUUUUGUCAAUCUCUCUAUGAAUAGGAGUAUUAAGGAAUUAAGAGAAAAUGAUGCGAUGGUUUCUUCAAUGUUGUUGCUAAGAUUAAAAGUAUAUGCAACAAUUUUGAUUGGUUGUACUACUCAUGUGUACAAGGUUUUAGUAAAUGUUGAGGAUGCUACUGGAAGUGCUAGAUUUGUUUUGUAUGAUCGUUCCGCAGCGCUCUUAUUCAGAAAAAAGCUCAUUGAAGUUCUUCGGGAUUUUGAUGCUGAGCACUCGGUUGUGUAUGCAACCCCUUAUCUACCAUUCUUUGAUGAUGUAAUUAGAAAGGAAGUUGUGUUUAAAGUAGACCGGAAAAAAGUUGGAAAUAGACCAAAUGUUGGGACAUUUAAAGUAGUCAACUGUUCUGAUGAUCAUGUGAUUAGACUUCUCCCACCAACUAUAUUUUCACCGAUUUAUGAGGAUGUCAUUCAAAAUCUGCAGCAUCAUGAUGAAAUAUCAUCUCUUGGUAGUAGAAUCUUCGUUAAUUCUGACAACAUGGAAUCUAUUGAAGUUGAUAUAGAGGCUUUGGGUGCUGCGUAUAACCUUACAAAGCCGAAUGAAGAAUUUCACUUGGAUGCAUCCGAUUUUUUGUACAAAUUGAUAGGGAAAAAAUUGGUAUUCAUGUUUGAUCCUCAGCCCGUUGAGAGUGACACAAUAUGCCCUGCGUAUAAUGUUUUUAAAGUUUCUACACAUGAGUUUAUGUUAAAGUUGAUUGAACGUGUUGAGAAUCGUGUUUUGAAUGCGCACAAAUCUGUUCGUGUGGUGAAUGAAAUUGUUUGCAACAAGAGAUUGGCAUCCCCAUACCGUGAUGUACCAAGAUUUACAAAGCAAAAACUUGAAGAUGCAUUUUCUAGGAGUAUAGAUAGAACUUGGAAUGAUAAUGAGGAGGCAUCAUCAUCUAUGAAUAUUUAG
Arachis duranensis is the source of this 1569-nucleotide messenger RNA. RefSeq lists its product as uncharacterized. The coding region runs from base 1 to 1569 and encodes 522 amino acids. NCBI's taxonomy places the organism in Eukaryota, Viridiplantae, Streptophyta, Magnoliopsida, Fabales, Fabaceae. The record is from RefSeq and is a predicted model, not a curated record. The transcript has 11 exons.